Ceratitis capitata (Mediterranean fruit fly) is the source of this 5205-nucleotide messenger RNA. RefSeq names its product breast cancer anti-estrogen resistance protein 1 (gene p130CAS). The transcript is spliced from 5 exons. Gene Ontology annotation, cellular component: plasma membrane; cytoplasm. Gene Ontology annotation, biological process: cell surface receptor protein tyrosine kinase signaling pathway; cell migration. Bases 1613 to 4081 code for a protein of 822 amino acids. Gene Ontology annotation, molecular function: protein binding. Lineage: Eukaryota; Metazoa; Arthropoda; Insecta; Diptera; Tephritidae. The record is from RefSeq and is a predicted model, not a curated record.
AAUAAAGAGCUACGGAGAGAAGAAGAUAAGAAUUUUUGACGCUAUUGAUAUAUAGUCAUUGUUAUGGGAACUACACACCUUUGGAGCCAAGCUGAUGAACUAAAAAUUGUGACGGAGAAUUUGAUACAUUUCACAAUAAAAGGAAAGAAAUAGUAAACCACUUCCAUCCCAUAGCGCACAGCCACAAAUCACCAACUGUGCGCCCACAAGCACCAAGCACGUUCAAAAAAUCCACCACUUCUUAGCCAAACACACAAACUGGUGGCAGCGCUACACUAUCAUCACGUUAAACGAGUCGUUUCAUCGGUUCGCUUGUUUACCAAAUCAGUCGUUUGAGAAACGUUGCCGCAGUAAAUACGUUCAAAUUGUGUGGCGGUUGAUUUUAUUUGAUUUCUCGCAAAAGUGAAAAUGCGCGUGUGUUCGUUUAGUGCUGGCGAGCCGUAAGAUACACGAGAACUUGCGCUAACUUUUUCGGUACGUCUUGGUUUAAGUUUAAACGGAUUUGCGCUAACGUCUACGGCGGACGAUACGAGUAGCACCAUCGCCUGCCGGAUUGUUGGGACGGCGACGAAGCAUCCGAAAAUUUUCGAAUUGGCUCAGCGGGUUUUUUUACUUUUGGCAAAAAUAUCUUUCUUUUUUUGCCAUUAACUUUUGGCGUAAACUUUUUUUGUUUCAUUUUACUUUAUAAGAGUUUAUACGAGACGACGAGUGUUGUUUGGAGUCGCCGGAAUCGUUGUUGACGACGUUAUUGUCUUUUGUUGUGAAUUGUUGCUACUUACGGUGCAAACGUAGAUACGUACAUAUGUACAUAAAUACAUAUAUAAGUUGUGCAGUUUUUGUGUAUAUAUAUAUUUUUUAAUAUUUGUUGCCGUUCAUGCUAAACUUGAUUUUUAAGCUGAGCUUGCAAAAAUAAAGAAAAGUAAAAAUAAAAAAAAAAAUUUUAAAAAAUAAAAAUUGAAGAAAAAUAUGAAACCAUAAUGCUUUUACUGACGAAUUCCAUUUAGAAAAAUAAUAAAAAAAAUAAACGAGCGCAAAAACAAGUCUGUUCUCUGUUUUGUACGUCGUUAGCAGCGGUUUUAUGAUUAUGAGCUGUGAAAUUGUGUAGUGACAAAGAUGGAAUAAAGUAUGUCUAUACAUAUACAUAUACAUACAUACAUACAUACAUACAUAUAUACAACAAGCAAAGUAAUAACAAAAUUUUUUAAUUAACAAGAUUUAUGAAUUGUUUGAAGUGAAGGCGCCUACUUUCCGAUAGAUAAGUUUAUGCUAUUGUCGACAACUGCACAACAACUACCACAAAAAGAAAAACAACAACAAAAGUUGCAAAUAAAAAUCUGUGUUAAAGUGUCAUACUAAAAUAAUCGAGUUUUAUUUACUUAUAUUGUCCUGGAUUAAAUAUACUUAAAUAACUCGAUUUUUAGCGCGCAGAAAAAGUGAGCUCAAAACAAAAAGAAAAAAAAAACUAAACAAAAAACGUCAAAAACGUACAAGCGAGUUUUUUAAAAAUCCCUAAAACGCAAACAAAGUGCAAAUAUUAUGACUUCAUAAUUUUCCAAUUAUUAUUUUACACAAUAAAUUUUUAACGAAAAUUUCACUUUUCUACGCCAAAAAAAUGUUGGAUAACAGUUACAUGCAGGACUACGAUGUCCCACGUCCACAAGCCAUUAAAAUUCAAAAGAAACUUUAUGCAAAAGCCAUCUACGACAACUUUGCCGAUUCGCCUGAUGAGUUGGCCUUCAAAAAAGGCGAUGUCCUCACAGUCAUAGAACAGGAUACAGAUGGCUUGGAAGGUUGGUGGCUCUGCAGUUUGCGCGGACGAGAGGGCCUUUGUCCCGGCAAUCGGUUACGCAUAUUGAACUCCUAUGAUUCCGGCUGCUACUCGCUAUCACCGCCACCCUCACCCUGUCCCUCAUUGGCACCGAGUCUGAUCACCUUGAACAGUAACUCGACCGCUUGCUAUGAUCAUUUGUCUAUAAACAGCAGCGGUGGCACCAUCAGCAGCGCCAGCAGCAGUAGUCAUCAUGCCAACAGUAAUGCAAACGCCCACAAUCUCGGUGGCGGUCUACUACGUGACAACCAACAGACACACCUCCUAACACAACAACAACGACAGGGUACAAGACGCUCCUGGCAUGUGUCGCCGAAUAAGGUCAUAACGCCGCAGCGACACGGUGAUGUUUACAUCUACAACUGUCCGGCUGUCGCUAAUACAUCAACCGUAUCAUCCUUCAGUCGUUGGCAUAGUCAACCUCAUCAUCAUCAUCAACAACAACAACAGCAACAACAACAACUAUACAGCAACCAAAGUAUCUAUCAGAACAUCUGCAUGAUGUCGAAUGGCAGCAGCGGAAAUAGCAGCGAGUUCGAGACCUACGAUACACCAAAGCCGGCCACGCCAGUCAAUUACGAUUGUCCGAAGAAUGUGUGUCGCACACCGACAUCGGCCACGCAGCUGCAUCACAAUAUGAAAGUCUGUUCGACGCCCAUACAAGAGGAAUCGUAUGAUGUGCCGCGUCCGCUCAACUCGUUGUUGCAGCAUCACAACACUUUGACGCCGAGCAGCUCGAACUCGUCGCUGUUGACCAGCGACAGUUUGAGUUUAUCCUUCUCGUCGUCGAAUCGUUCCUCGUUGGCGAAUAUGCCUGACUAUGAUGUGCCGCGUCGUAAUCCGCUACCGGUACGCGUCGUGCAGCAACAACAACUUUUACUACAGCAACAACAACAACAACGCCAACAGCAACAGCAGCAGCAGCAACAGUCGGCGCAAGCUGCGAAUGGCCAAUGCGGCGCUUACGAUUUCCCACUGCCGUCGAACGUGAGCACACCGGUUGCAGAGAAGGUGUCGCCCAACACCACACUAAUGGCCGCGGCGGCAAGCAAAGAGUUGCCACUGGAAUUGAACUCGGCGCUGUAUACGCUGGAUAAACUGCAAUUCGAGGCGACAACAGCAAUCACAAAACUGCUCUCCUUUGUCACACCAAACUGGCGUCAACGCGAGAAGCUGGAACCAGUCUUAAUGGACGUCAAGCUGACCGCUGUGCGUCUACGCACCGCGCUGCAUGACCUCAGCGAGUUCGGUGAGGGUGCUUUAGGUAAUGCAACGCGCUCUGAGGAUCGCAAUUUGGCUUUGAAACUGCGUCCACAUGUGCGCGCCCUACGUGACGCUGACAAACUCGUGCACGAUACCACCGAAACUCUGGAUGCACAGGGUUGGGCAGUGGAGCAACUGUUGCGCAGUGAAGAGAAAUACAAAACAAUCAGCAAACCGCCCGACAGCCUCGAUCAGCUGAUAGCCUGCGCGCAAACGCUCACCGAAGACGUGCGGCAGACAAUAUCUUUCAUACACGGCAAUGCGUCGCUGCUAUUUAAGCGCAGUCUAAGUGAUUCGGCCACUGAGGACGCAGCGGUGGAGAGUGCGAAAGGCGCAAGCUCAACACAACAAGAUCAACCAAAUCGCGGCAGCUCGGAAUGGGUGGAAGAUUAUGAUUAUGUUUCGUUCGAAUCGAAAGAUGCAGCAGCGAAAAAGAAUUCAGCGCUACGUGAGGCUAUACCAGCAAAUUUGAAGAAAAACUUCGAUACCGUUAUUAAAGCGGCAGAAACGACCGUCAUGGCCGCCUCAAAUGUACCCACCACGGUUGCCGCAAACAACAGCGUCAAAAAGCAAGAGUUAACGGUGAAGGACAAAAAAUUGGUAUGCUAUUAUGCCGUACAAAUCUCCACGCACAUGGGUAAUCUCCAACAGGCGAUCGACUCCUUCCUAGAGACGGUGGAAAAGAAUCAACCGCCGAAAUUUUUCAUUGCCUAUGGCAAAUUUGUCGUCGUCAGCGCGCACAAUCUUGUCACAAUCGGCGAUAUAGUGCAUCGCAAUGUCUCCAAACCGGAGUUGAAGGAGAAAAUCUUACGCUGCACCGAUGCGCUCUCCGAAGCGCUCAAGACUUGCGUGCAAAAGUCAAAGAAAGCCGCAGCGCAAUUUCCUAGCGUCACUGCAGUGCAAGAAAUGGUCGACUCGGUGGUGGAUAUUAGUCAUUUGGCGGCGGAUCUUAAGGUUGCCAUGCUACAGGCGGUACAACUGAGCUUAUAAGACGGUCUGUGUUGGCCGAACGUUAGUUGUCAAAGGCUUCAAAAGUCUUCCACACUAUAUACAUGCAUACAUACGAGUAAAUAUGUUAUAGUCUAAAGCUCCUAUUGUACGUACGAGGGAUAGGAUUUUUUUUCUUCUGGAAACGCUGCUAAAAUACACUCCAUUCAACUCUAUUCAUCUAACAUACAUAGUUAAUGUGCUUCUACGCUUUAUGCUUCCAGCAAGGCAAAAUACAUAGAUUCUAAAGCAUAUAACGGUUAUUUUAGCACAAUACAAGUAACAUAAUCAAAGAAAAGUUGGCAGCUGCUUGGUGAAGUGCCGAUAUACGAGUAUGUGUAGUCAAAAGCCAAAUUCUUGUCGUUUAAAAUUGAUUUUGAAUUAAACGGUAUUGCAAUAAAAACAACAUAUACAACAUAUACAUAUAUAAAAAUACAUGCAUACAUAUAUUUAAAUAGUAUAAAUGGACAACUAUUGAAGAGAAGUUUUUUUUUUUUAUAAAAUUCAAUGUAAAAAGUGACCAACGAAGAUCUUGAGCUCUUCCAAGAUGUCAAACAAAACGUCGGAUAUACGUCGUGUAUGCCGGAAACGACUUUGACUUUAACAGUAUUUAUCUAAAAUAUUUGAGGAAUUUUAUAAGCGGGUGCUAUUUCUACGCCCAACAGUCAGAUUUGAAGAGAUCGAAAAGACUUCCUUGUGUGGAUCUGCAAUUUCCCAAAAACUUUCUUGUUUAGAUAAACAUUUAUUUAAUGCUGUUAUAAUAAUAACAUUUACAUUAGUAUAUGUAUGUAAUUGAAGAAUGUUAAUUUAAUAAGAAAAUAUAAUUUUAAAUGUGAUAUUUUAAGCGAAAAUUGUUUAAGAAUUUUUUACAUAAAUCGCAAAUUUCUACAAAACAAAAUUGGCUCGUUAGCAAUUUUGUAAAUGUACUACAUACAUACAUGCAUACUAUAUAUGUAUGUAUUAACAAUGCUAUGUAUGCAUAAAUUAAUUUAUUCAAAAUUUGUUGUAUAUAUUUCUGAUUUACUAAUGUAACAUAUCUAUUUAGCAUGUAUAUUAGCCCUUAGCAUCGGUAAAAACCCCUUUGAAAUAAAAUUUUUUGUUUAUAUUUUUAUUUUUUUUUAUUUUUG